GAUUCUGUGUGUGGCUCGACACUGGUCCGGGCAGGCAGCUCCUUUCAGCUGAGAGAACUGCAGAGAAGAUGGCGGCGCUACGAGUUGUGGCGUUAUCGGGGAGCGGUAGGGCUCUCCUGAGCACGCCGAAAACUAUCAAGACCCCGAUGGCCAACAUGUCCUUUGGCAGCCUGCCACGGAGCAAGAAGGUUGCCUUGACAACACUAGGUGUGGUCACAGCUGGUGGGGCGGGGCUCGCUCUGAUGCUGCACCAGUCCGUUAAAGCCUCCGACCUGGAGCUUCACCCACCUCAAUACCCCUGGAGCCACUCCGGACCUCUGUCUUCUUUAGACCACGCUAGUAUUCGUCGUGGUUACCAGGUAUAUAAGCAGGUGUGUUCAGCCUGCCACAGUAUGGAGUACCUGGCAUUCAGAAACCUGGUGGGAGUGUCGCACACAGAGGCAGAGGUUAAGACCAUUGCUGAAGAGAUUGAAGUAGUGGAUGGUCCCGAUGAGAGUGGAGAGAUGUUCACCCGGCCAGGAAAGCUGUCGGACUACUUCCCAAAGCCUUAUCCCAACCCUGAGGCAGCUCGUGCUGCCAACAACGGGGCCCUGCCUCCAGAUCUCAGCUACAUUGUCAAUGCAAGACAUGGAGGAGAGGACUACGUGUUCAGCCUGCUGACAGGAUACUGUGAACCUCCAGCAGGAGUGUCGGUGAGAGAGGGACUGUACUACAACCCAUACUUCCCUGGCCAGGCUAUAGGCAUGGCUCCGCCCAUCUACAACGAGGUGCUGGAGUAUGACGACGGAACCCCUGCCACCAUGAGCCAGGUUGCUAAAGACGUGUGUACUUUCUUGAGGUGGGCUGCCGAGCCGGAGCACGACCAACGUAAACGCAUGGGAUUGAAGUUGCUGAUGGGCUCGGCCAUUAUCGUCCCUCUGCUCUACUACAUGAAGAGACACAGGUGGUCUGUAUUGAAGAGCAGGAAGAUCGCCUACAGGCCUCCCAAGUAAAUGGAAACAAACACACCCCUACCUGGGCUUAAACCUACCAGAGAGGGCUGCGUUCAAUGACCCCACAACGCUCACCUCCCAAUGAUCAUGUGGACACAGAACAACUGACUAACACACACACGUCUUUCUAAGAGGGGGUGGAAAAAUAAGAGUAUAAAUACUAUGUUUAUUCCUACAGAAAAAUGCCUUUUUUUUAAGUUGUUGGCGUGGUAGAACUAAUUGUGACAAAUUUUCCGACACCUGGAAUAUUGUGGUGCGAGAGUUGUGGCGUUGUUGAACGCGCUUUCCACAAAGUUUUUUUUUUUUUCUUUUUUCUGCAUCAAGUCAUUGCUGAUAGCAGUUCCCGUCUUGACAUCUUGUAUCAGACACUUUGUCACAAUUGACUGAUAAGUUGAUUGAUUGUCCAUCUUUAUAAGAUACUCAUAAACAACAGGAGUGCUGAGAAAUGGUUGCCCUCAAAGUUUGUAACAUCUUGGGUGUUUGUUAAUCCAUCCUCCCCUGUCUUCUCCACACAGCCACUCAGUGGAUCAAAUGCAGCCUCUGAACCUCUGUUUUACUGUACAAAAUAAAUUAUCUUAAAGGAAA
Molecule: messenger RNA, 1577 nt
Organism: Micropterus salmoides (largemouth bass)
Lineage: Eukaryota; Metazoa; Chordata; Actinopteri; Centrarchiformes; Centrarchidae
Gene: cyc1
Product: cytochrome c1, heme protein, mitochondrial
Exons: 7
Coding region: 69-992 (307 amino acids)
Biological process (GO): mitochondrial electron transport, ubiquinol to cytochrome c
Molecular function (GO): electron transfer activity; heme binding
Source: RefSeq, a predicted model, not a curated record